AUGCAUUAGUUUUAGAGUGUUCAAUUGAGAUUUAUGUCGAUGGAAAACAAACCUUAGGAGUCUAAUGAUUAAAACAAAAAUAAAGAUUAUGAAAAGAGUUUCGAAGAUCUCUUAGGGAAGUAGAAGGUAUCAGAGGAGGAAUUAAGACUUAGAGAUGAAUUAUUGAAAUAGAAAGAGGAGUAAGAAAAGGCAGCUAAGAUUAAGUAUCAAUCUGAUAAAGCAUAAUUCGAGCAGAAAAAGCAGUAGGAGUUUGAGGAUUUAUUGUCAGGAAAGAAGAAGGCGACUGAUGAUAUGACCCUGGGCGAGUUAUUCAAGAACUUCUAUGGAAAAGUCAAAGAAGUAGACACUACACAUUAUGUGAAUAGCGCUAAAUCAUCGCUGAAUUCUUUCUCAGCUAAAUUAGAAUAAAGAAGAUAGGAUGCAUUAAAAGCCAAAGAGGAAAAAUAAAAAUAAGAGGCUGAGUAAAAAGCUCAUGAUGAAUAGUUGAAUAAUGAAAAGAAAAAAGAAGAAGCAGCUUAGAAAGCUCAAGAAGUUAAAUAAGAAGAAGUAAAGGAAUAAUAGAGAUAGGAAGAGCAAGUACAAAAGUAAUAGGCUCAUGAGGAAUAGGUAAAAGAGAAAAAGGUUGAGGAAUAAUAGCCAAAAGAAGCAGAGCAAUAAUAGUAAUAACAGGCUUAAGAAUAGUAAUCAUAGGAGAAAUAAGAGGAUUAAAAAUAGGAGUAGGAAUAAGAAAAGAAAGAAGAAUAAGAAUAGGAAUAAAAAGAGGAAGUUAAGAGAGAUCCUCUUCAUCGUAGAAUUAGACAAGGUAUUUCUGAAAAGGCAAAUAAUGUCAGUGAAAAGAUAGAAUCCAAAUUCCCUAAAGCUCAUGCCGUUACUAAAAAAUCUGUUCUCUAUAUAGCUCAAGUGUGGGAAGAGACUUUCCCAGAUGAAUAAAAUAAAAUAAAAAAGAAGAUGAUGUAAAGAAAGACAUCUGCUGCAGAGAGAGAACAACUUGAAAAAAGACUGAAAGAGUUGGAGGAGUUAUAAGCAAAUGGCGAAGGUGAAUUCGAUGAAAACGACGUCCCUGAUUGGAAAAAAGGUGCUUUGGUUGUAUCAGACUAGUAGGAGCCAGAAGAAAAGAAAGGUUUCAUUAGAUCAUAAGCAGAUAAGUUAAAAUCAAGGAUUGCUUAGACUGAUAUGGCUAAAUCCAUCGCUGAAAGUGAAUAAUACAAGUCAAUUAAGCAUAUCUAAAAUCAAUACAAAGAAUUCUAAUAAGCCUUGAAGGAACAAGUGGAGGAAACCCAAAAUCCAUUUGUGCAGGGAACUAGACGUAUAGCUGACGUAGUUACAUCUGAGAGCAGUUGCGCUAGAGCAAUUCAGGAGAUGCAAAAAUACGACAAGACAUUUGAUCUUUAGGAUUUGAACAUUGAAUUCUAAGAAAUAUUUAAGGAAUUUUUCUGCAACUACCUCUCUGGCAAUGUAGAAUAUCUCGAAAAAGUAUGCGGUGGUCCUGGUCUAGCAAUCACAAAGAGUGAAUGCAAAAGAAGAGAAGCAGAGGGAUGGAAGUACAGAUACACCGAUGUCUUAGACUGUGGUGCUGUAAAUUUCCUUGGAGGGACUGUACAAGAAAGAGGUAUUCCUCAAUUUACAUUCACUAUUAUGGUCCAAGAGAUUGAUUGUAAAGUUGACGUCAAAGACGAGAAUAAAAUAAAGGAUGGAGAUGAUAAUAGAAUUCUAUCAGCUACUUAUAGAGUAGCUUUGGCAAGACAUGAUGAACCCGAUCUAGCACUAACGGGUCAUUAUUGGGAGAUUGUUGAAUUCAACAAAGUUGGUGAACUAUAGCAAAUUGUAUGA
Stylonychia lemnae is the source of this 1830-nucleotide messenger RNA. The record is from the annotation of a GenBank genome assembly. NCBI's taxonomy places the organism in Eukaryota, Ciliophora, Spirotrichea, Sporadotrichida, Oxytrichidae.